AUGCCGUUCUCGCACCACUCCCACUCGGGCCAGUUCUGCGCCGAUCACGCGCGAGACUCUCUCGACGAUGUGGUCCAAACGGCCAUGGCCAAACACAUGUCCGUCUUCGCCCUGACCGAGCACAUGCCCCGGCACGAGCAGGACCGGUACCCCGGCGAGACGAACACGAUCGAGAUGCACUUCGCCAACGAAGCGGCCUACGUCGCCGAGGCGCUGCGGCUGCGGCAGAAGUACAAGGACAAGAUAGACCUUCCUCUGGGGUUCGAGGGCGAAUGGAUCCGACCCGAGUCCGCGGACCUGAUCACGCGCAGUCUGAGCAGCCACCCGUACGACUUCUUCGUCGGCUCGGUGCACCACGUCCACACGAUCCCCAUCGACUACGACCACACCAUGUACCACGACGCGCGGGCAAAGGCCGGCGGCACGGACGAGAGGAUCUUUGAGGACUACUUCGACGCGCAGUUCGCCAUGCUGCAGGCCCUGCGGCCGCCCGUGGUCGGGCACUUUGACCUCAUCCGGUUGAAGAGCGAUGAUCCGAACCAGAGCUUCAAGCAGAUGCAGGGCGUGUGGGCGCGGGUAUCAAGGAACCUGGACUGCAUCGCUGGGUACGGGGGCAUCCUGGAGAUUAACUCGUCGGCAGUGAGGAAGGGCAUGGACGAGCCGUAUCCCCAGGGAGAGAUUUGUCAGGCUGCGCUGGAUAGGGGCAUCCGCUUUUGCCUGUCGGAUGACAGUCACGGCGUGGAUCAGAUCGCCCACAGUUACUCACGUGUCCUGGACUUUUUGAAGCAGGUUGGCAUUCCCGCUGUUACCUUUCUGAGCCAUCGGGAACCCGGCGAGGGACAAAGCCCCCUGCACGACGAUCGCUUCCAGACCCUGCAUGCCGAGCAGAUGAGCCUGCAGGAGCUUAGAGAACAUAGAUUUUGGGGUCAAUGA
Fonsecaea erecta is the source of this 933-nucleotide messenger RNA. RefSeq lists its product as hypothetical. Gene Ontology annotation, cellular component: cytoplasm. NCBI's taxonomy places the organism in Eukaryota, Fungi, Ascomycota, Eurotiomycetes, Chaetothyriales, Herpotrichiellaceae. Gene Ontology annotation, molecular function: histidinol-phosphatase activity. The coding region runs from base 1 to 933 and encodes 310 amino acids. Gene Ontology annotation, biological process: L-histidine biosynthetic process. The transcript has a single exon. The record is from RefSeq and is a predicted model, not a curated record.